Messenger RNA from Colletotrichum graminicola M1.001, 270 nucleotides. RefSeq lists its product as uncharacterized. The coding region runs from base 1 to 270 and encodes 89 amino acids. The transcript is spliced from 2 exons. The record is from RefSeq and is a predicted model, not a curated record. NCBI's taxonomy places the organism in Eukaryota, Fungi, Ascomycota, Sordariomycetes, Glomerellales, Glomerellaceae.
AUGCACUUCUUCAAGGCCUUCCUCCCCGCCGUCACUCUAGCUCUCUCCACGAUGGUCAUUGCCGAUUCCGUCGCCCAGACGACGGUCGAGCAGCUGCAAUGGCCGGGAGACCGCGAGCUGCCCCCCGAGUCCAUCGAGUUCAUCAAACAGGCCCUCCUCGAGGACCGACAGGGUGUCUGGACGUGCACGUUCUUGGGAGGCGGCAAGAACCGCCAGACAAAGUGCUUCCUGUUGAAGAGGACUGGCGGAUAUUGCUCCUUGACGAAGUGA